UGUUACAUCCCAACAAAAGGUAACAGGUUGCAUUCCCAACGGCGUAAUGAAACUGUUUCUCCUCUAAGUUGUGUCGGUUUUAAGGGUCCACCCCCUGUCUGCGUUGACUUUGAUGGAUGUCUGUGAAAAUAUCUGAAUGGUCAUCGGAGUGCAGGACGGGAAUUGUCUGAAGAGCAAACGCACGGAUAAGUUCAGGAGAAGAGCAUGAAUACGCAGUCGUCUGGCCGGAAGACCCCAGUGGACCACGGUGUCCAGAUCCGCUUCAUCAAUGACCUCCAGGACAGUGUCGGGGAGCAGCCGUUGCCCCAGCCAAAGACCAAGAGCCAGACCGGCUCCAAAUAUGGCGUGGCGGUCAGAGUGCAGGGCAUCGCCGGGCAGCCGUAUGUGGUCCUGAAGGAUGGAGAGAAGGGAGACUCGUACGGGGUCCAGCUCAAGACUGAGUACGGCUCUGGCUACCGCAGCCUCCCCAGGAGGAGAGGGAUGGGAGAAAAUGGAAGAGAGGGGGAGGAUGUAGGAGAAAGAGAAGGCCAGGGCGGGGCAUUACGCCGGGCUCAGUCCCACAGCUCCUUGCUAGACCGGGACGGAGAGGAUUUCCAGCUGUCUAGACCACCUGGAGAUGGAAAGUCUGGUAGCUAUGGGAAUCUUGAUGGAGGAAUUGGAGUUCGGGGAGACAGAGAGGAAGUGUGGAGAGUCAUGGGUAAGGAUCAGGCAGGGUUCACAAGGUCACAGGGGCCAGUGAGGGACGGUCAGCCACACCCUGACAGAUUUCGGCAGACAAACGAGGUUCACUCCAAUCAGAGACAGACUAAUGUCAACAGGCUGAAAAACAGAUUUGAUGGCGACCAGCAGAGAGGACCCCCUCCUGCACAGCAGCAUCUCCGAGCUACAUCUCCUCACCUCCACCCCAAACCCUUCACUACAAUGUCAUCCUCGGCCCACACUAGCUUUGAGCACGGUCAGGGCCCUGCCACCAAAGUUCCCGGAUACUCAGCCAAUCAGUGGAGCCCAGGGGAACAUCCACAUUCAGGCCGGACAGACCCCCAGGUUCAGAGUUCAGAGGUGAGCAGUGAGGAGGAGCAGGUCAUGAGGACAGUUUUCAGCAUCCUGAGACAAGGGUCCAGUGAGAGUGAUGCCGUCAUUUGGCACAAAGUGAAGACUAUUUUUCAGAGGAUUCAGAGCAUGAAACCUAAAGAAAGCCCCCUGGACUGGAUGAGAGAAAAAAGAGAGCUUGAGACAAAAGUGGCUGAACUACAAGCUGCCCUGCGGGAAGAAAGGAGGAAUUCACUUAGCAAUUCAGAUCCUGCCCUGAAAGCUGAGCUGGAAUCCUGUCUGGAUGAAAAUCUCCAGCUCCAGGAGAUGCUGGACCGGAAGAAGAAGGAAUUAAAUGAAACGCAAUCAGAGCUGACUCAGCUGCGUAUGGACAGAGAAAACGCAGAGACACGGGUCAGAAACAUGGAGGACCAGCUGGCAGAGCUUCAAGAUGAGCUCAGAAAAGAGAACGGUGGCAAGACGGACCUGUUGUCCUGUCAGGCUCAGCUGAUGGAGGUGUGCCAGUUGAAGCAGAAGCUGGAGGAGACACUGAGGCAGCGAGAAAGGGAACUGACGGCUCUUAAGGGGGCUCUCAAAGACGAAGUGGCCACGCAUGACAAAGAGAUUGAAGCGCUCCGACAACAGUAUAGCAGCGACAUGGAGAAGCUCCGCAGCAGCAUGGAGCAGGUGUCUCAGUCUCAUGCAGGAAUCGAGGCGGAGCGGCUGCGCGUCAACGCUUCGGUCCGCUCCUUACAGCAGCAGCUGGAGGACUGUAGAGAUGAGAGCACCCACUGGAUGGAGCAGUUUCACUCCACCAGAGACGAGCUCCGAGCCACCAAACAAGAGCUGCUGCAAAUCCGUCUCGAGAAAGAGGAAUUUGAGGAUGAGCUGAAGGAACUGAAGGAAAAAAUGCACACAGUGAAAGAACAAACACCUGACCCCGGCCACACACAGACUAUAAACCAGGAGCUCCAAAGAACCAGUGCUGAUUUGCAGAAAACCAGGUCUGAGCUGGAGAAACGGAGGACAGAAUUAGACAAGAAGGUCAUGGAGCUGGAGCUGAAGCUUGGUGAGGCACAAAGCGAAGCAACCCAGCUCAAAGAGAAACUCUCUCUGGCUGAAGAGGAGCUGGACGACACCAAGGCUCGUCUGAGUAGAGCCCAGGUGGACGUUAGCUCUCUCCAGGAUGCUCAGAAGGAUCAAGAGACCACCAACAAUCGUCUCAAAGACAAACUCUCUCGAUUAGAGACUCAGCUGCAAAGCAGCGCCACAGAGAGCUCAGAGGCCGAGCUCGCCCUGCACACCGAGGUGAGAGGCCUGAGAUCUGAGCUAGACGAGGCCAAGAGAAAGUCCUCCAGGCUGAGCCAGGAGCAUCGUGAGCUCAGCCUGCGUCUGGAAGAUUCAGAUAGGGACAGGGACACGCUGAGGCUCACCAUCAGCCAGCUAGAGGAGAACAAACGACAGCAGGAGAGAGCUCUGGAGAAGCUCAACAAGGAGCACACCUCUCUGAACUUAUCCUUAAAAGAGGAGACGCAGGUUCUCAAGGUUCAGCUGGAGGAGCAGAGAGAACGAGCACGCAAGGAGAUGCAGGAGGCGCAGCGCCAUGGAAACGACGCUCAUUCCGAGCUGGAAAGAAGCCAGUUAAACCUCAGAAGAGUUGAGGAAGAAAUGUCCCGACUGAAGAGGGAGCUUCAGCUUGCAAUUGAGGAGAGGGAUAACCACCAGCUGGAUAAGGAGCUUCUCACUAACAGACUGCGCCACCUAGAGGGGGAGAUAGAAGCCAGCAAAAACAGCCUGAACGAAAAAUCCCGGGAGAUUCGCAUCUUGGAGGAUAAGCUGAAGCGUACGGAGUUGGAGUUGGAGGAGGAGAAAAGCUCGGUGGAGAUGCUGACGGAGCGAGUGGCCAGGAGCAGAGACCAGAUCGAUCAGCUGCGCUCGGACAUCAUGCAGGAGAGGUCCUCAAAGCAGGACCUGGAGCUGGACAAGAAUGCCAUGGAGAGACAUCUGAAGGAGCUGAGGAGCCGUGUGGCAGACCUGGAGGGGAAUUCCCGCUCCUCCGCAGGAGUUUCGCAGCUCGAAAACAGGAUCCAGGAGCUAGAAGAACAGCUGCGAACUGAAGAAAGGGAAAAGAACUCUGUCCUUGCAUCACAACGUCGCUUGGAGCGAAAACUGAAGGACAUCAAUAUGACCCUGGAUGAGGAGAGACACACACACACUGAACAGAGAGACCAGCUCGCUCUGAGGGUGAAGGCUUUGAAGAGGCAGGUGGACGAAGGAGAGACUGAGCUGGAAAGGAUAGAAACUCUGAGGCGGAAAGCCCAGAGAGACAUGGAGGAGCAGAUGGAGCUCAAAGAGGCCCUGCAGGCCAGAGUCACAGCGCUGGAAACUGAGCUCAAGAGGAAAACUCAAGCAUCCAUGCGGCCAGUGUUGGAUUCAUCAGCCCUCAGCUCCGAUGAUGACGACAGCCUGUUUGACUCCUCCACCAUCACCUCCAUCCUCACUGAGAGCAACCUCCAGACCAGCUCUUGUUAAGCCGGCGCUUAGGAGCAGGAUAAGAGCAGGAAAGCACAAACUGCCAAACAAAAAGCAAAGGGAGGUGGAUGUGAACUGGGAGAAAAGCCAGGGGACAGAAUGGUAUGCACUGCAAACAAUGAGGGCUGUAGGAAACUGAGAGGUAAACUGCACACACUGAGUGAUUUUUUUCCACACCUGAAUGGAUGGAAGGACUCAAAGCAUUUAAGGGAAAUUUCCUUUCGUAAAGUCUACAUAAGGGACCACUAAAGGUACUCAAAUCCAGCCAUUAGCAAUAAAAUCAUUUGUAUUAUUUUGCUCUAAAUUUUCUUUGGUACAACUCCAAUACUAUUGGACCAUUUCAGCAGUGACUACUUUAGUUCCACAGCACGGUACAGCUCAACUUCACUCAACUCAAUUUUAGGCACCAGGGCCUUUCCUUUAGUCAGAGGUCUUUGUGAGGGAGUCCACUGCUGAAGAACUUCCCCAAGUGAAGCACUUAAAGCUAAAGUUCAGAUUUGACUGCAUCCUCAUUUAUACUGCCUUUAUUUCCUGGUGUCGCAUGACUGAAUUCUUUACCCCAGUGUUUUAGAGAAGAAAAAAAAAGGCUGUUGAAAUAAUUGUCCCUGAUGUCAUUUCAUACAAACUGGCAAAUUUGAUUAGCCUAAUCAACCUUAAUCCUGCAUCUAUACAGAAUUUUUAUUUUGAUUAAAUCUAAAUGUUGUUAGCUGUGCAGUCUGUGCAAAUAGUUACUCCAUCCAGUCUAAAAUAUAAAGCAAUAAACAGAAAUGUUGAAACAGUGAAUCUCAAAAGCUGAGACACAAAUACUGCCUCUGAAAUUGUAUUAAAUCACGCAAAUGUAUUACAAAAUUUUUGUAUGUGUUUAGGUAAAUGUGUGGUUUAGACUUGCCCAGUGAGUCUUUUUCUGUCUUUUUCACCUGAGGGAGUUAGCUGGUUAAAGAAAAACAGGUUUAAUGCAACUGAGGAUAGCUAGCUCAUAGAAUUUUUUUGUUUUGAGGCCUUAUGAAACUGAAAACUUUCCACUUGCAGUGGAAAAAAAAGCCAACAUGUCCUCUUUCAGUUAGAAAGUGUAUUUGUAGAAGCUGCACAUUUUCUAUGCAUUCCUUUGUAUCAAUGGCUGUUUUUUUGUGAAUUUUUCUUUUUUUUUCUGGAAAAAGUCUUUGUGAAGUUUAUUUAACAAUUGUAGAUUUGCCUAUGUUAUCAAGCUGACUUUGUUUACAGUUUGAACAAUCAGUGAAAAAUCCAAUUACAUUUUCUGCAAUGUAAAGUUUGUUCUAUUGAAACUAGAAGAUGGAACUAAAUACGAUGCGUUAAAUGCAUCAACACAAAAACUGCGGUAUGUACGAUAAUCUAUGACUGAAAGCCUCUGACUGAACUUCAGAAAAGAAAAUUCUUAUUUUUGUUCCACAAUGUAUGAAAGUAGUAACAAUAAAUGUGCUUUGUUAAACGGA
Molecule: messenger RNA, 5012 nt
Organism: Menidia menidia (Atlantic silverside)
Lineage: Eukaryota; Metazoa; Chordata; Actinopteri; Atheriniformes; Atherinopsidae
Source: the annotation of a GenBank genome assembly